Messenger RNA from Drosophila persimilis, 4358 nucleotides. It is a transcript of the gene Ice1, whose product is annotated as little elongation complex subunit 1. NCBI's taxonomy places the organism in Eukaryota, Metazoa, Arthropoda, Insecta, Diptera, Drosophilidae. The record is from RefSeq and is a predicted model, not a curated record. Bases 174 to 4262 code for a protein of 1362 amino acids. The transcript is spliced from 2 exons.
UCUCUGUUUUUUCAAUUUAACUAGACGUGUAGUGGGCCCAUGCCACAUUGAUAGGUGACUUUCAUGGUUUAAAUAGAUAUGCAGUUUCUCGCGCAGGUCCAGUCAAACUAAGGGUUUAUCCAGCGGCCCAACGUAAACACGUGAAGUGGUACAAAAAAGGAGGAGGAGGCGAUAUGGCCAUGCCGGAGAACCCUCAGUUUCCCGAGGUCAACUUAGAUCAACUACUGGGUCCGUCCGCUAACGAGGGCACGUUCCUGGCCCCGUAUCGGCAUGCUUCGAUAUCCAAAAUCAACACAAACACCCAGUCUAAGCGUCGCCGGCUGUCCGAGCGGAUUUGCGACAGCGAUGAGUUGAUACGGAAAGUGAAACAGCUGCAGAGCCACAACCAACAACUGACCGACACGCAGCGGACAGCCAAGGAGGUGACCGAUCUGUACACGACAGAAAAGCAGCAAAGGAUAGAGCUGGAGAAGCAUUGUCAAGAGCUCGAAGGGCGCUGCAGCCAGCUGGAAAUUAAACUGGACGCUCAAGUCACCAACUGUGAGAAUCUGGAGGAGGAUCUGAAGGUCAGGGCCCUACCGAUGGCUGCUAAAGACCUGGUCGAGGCCUACAUGCAACUCGCACACAGAGUAGGCGACGAUGCCGGGCUGUCACGACGUGAGCAAAAUAUAAUGAAAAAAGUCAGAGACUACUGCAAGUCGGCAAAGAUUGUUGUCGCAGAACUAAAAAGUCCUAACCCGAAAGCAAAGCGAAAAGGCAUCACCCAAACAAUGAAAACUCAAUCCACACAAACUUCGACUAAGCCGAAGACCAGUAUGUGUUCCGUUGGUGUGCAGAUCACGAAUCUGGUGGAGACACGCAAUCAGGGGACGCAGCAUAAGAAAUCCACGACCACACGAGGAACCACUACGGCCGCCUUCAUCAAGUACCGCGAUGUGGGUACAUGCUUUCCAGAACCGAAGCCCGCGCCGAAUGUGCGCCAAAUCCUAGAUGAGAUGUUAUCCUGGCACAGACCCGCUGUCGCCAUGCCCCUAAGCCCCAUAAUGGAACCUCCGCUUGUGGUGGAGGACAUCAUCUCCAAGAAAUCCACCGUAAAUAUUGGCACCUGCACCAUGCUUUGCAAUGUGCACCGAGAGAUCGACUUCAUGCCUGUGGUGCCGUCACAGAUCAAGGUCUCCACAUCUCGGCCACCCUCGCGCACCAUGUUCGAAAGUGUGAAGGAUGAGGCAUUGGCGGGGGGCACCGUGCCGUCUGGCAACGCCAAGGAGUUUCGGGAGAUUCUUAACUUUCUACCUCAAAACCAAAGCUGCCUCGCCAACCUGCCGCCCCAGGCCUUCGAUGAGCUAUGGCAUGUUAUUGGCCAAAUGGUUCUGUGUCUGCUCCACAGGGGAUCGAACCCUCCGCUUUCACCGCCGCCCAGCAUUAAGCAAAUGGACUUUACAAGUUGGCUCUACGCGCUCUAUGAGGGCACACUGACUCAUCCGGUGAUUGAAAAGCAGCGUAAACCGGAUCAUGCCUCCAGCACAAGCAGCAAAAAAGAUAACUACGAGUCGGGCACAGAUUGCAUGGGAAUGGAUGUUGGCACUGAUCCUAUGGACAUAAUCGCAGAAUCGUCCAACAUCAGCAUCGGAGGAGAGCUCACGCCGAUACAUCUGCCACCGAAGCCACUGCAAGAACGAAAGAAAAAGUCAAGAAAACGCAAAGCGUCUUCGAUUCUGAAGCCAAUCCCCAAGCGAAAGAUUGUGCAUGAUGAAGCAGCAGUGGAGCAAGCACUACCCCAAAUGGCCAAUGAACUAAUGGAAAUGCACCAGAAAGUGGAGUCGCCAGCUCCAGAGACGGCGAUUCAAUUUAUAAGCAAUCUGAACACCUUCAACAUGCCCUACUGUGAUAAUUUAGACUUUGAUUUGGACUUGGAAGAGCGGUAUUUGCUUCGUUUAUUGUCCACCAAUGGCCAUAACAUGCGAAGGACAGUGGAAAGUGACAAGGUUGUGGAACAUUCAGAAAGAAAUCCUUUGUCGCCACCUCAAUACGAACUCAAUGAUAAUGAGGAUCGUACGACGAACACAGAUUCCGUUCCAGCGAAAUUCAAUCCGAAAGUCUCCAGUGAUGAAGAAAAUUCUCUGGAAGAGCCGCAGUCAAAGCAAAAAGAACUCGAUGGCAAUGUGGAGGAUGCUACGACCGACACAGAUUCCUUGCCAGGUGAAUGCAAUCUUCAAGUCUUCAGUGAUGAAGAAACUUCUGUGGAACAGCUGCCGCCACCUCAAAAAGAACUCAAUGCGAAUGACGACAUCCUCAUGAGUAACUCAGAUAUAUUGCUGGGGGAAUGCGUCAAGGAUAAGGAUAUGCCAUCUUUCGAAAAUGACAGAGAGGAAUGGGAAGAAGCAAAAACAGCAGCAGAUCCACCAAAACCAGCAACGCCAGUGCACGCAAAUUUACAUUUGGAGCUAUUCGGCAGCGAGUCAGAAUCCGAGGCGGAUGCAAGCGAUGCGCAGCUGCAUUGGGAUUCGUUGAAUUUCGGUUGUAGCAACAGCGAGGGAUCGGAAAUUCUAGUUAUAGAUGAAGGAAGUUCCCCGAUAUCACAAUCCCCGAUAUCACAAUCUCCGAUAUCACAAUCCCCAAUAUCACAGUCCCCGAUAUCAGAAUCCCCGAUGGCACAGUCGCCACUGCGACCGUCCUUUAGUCAGCUCAAAAGGAAGGAAAGAGCAAGCGAGUCGCCGCACAAGGAAGUUCGUUUGACUCGUUUAAGAGCCAAGCAGAUCCAAAUGGAACAAAAUAGCCUAAAAGAGGAACAGGCGAAAGAUAUAGAUCAAAAAUUAGAGCAGACGCCGGCACAGGAAAAUGAAACGAAAGCGAAGAGAAAUGAGACGAAGGAUUUGGAGCACGAGAAGACUAUUUUCUAUGACUUGGAGUCUCCAGCCUCACCCACUUCGACGUGGACGGACCAGAGCGACAGUCCACCCAUCGAAAUCCCAUUGGAGCUGUCAGGGUGCCGCAAGGGUGACGGCGAACCCAAGGCUAUGCUUCUGCAUGUGAUGGAUGCACCCAAGGGGAAAAUGCAGUCUACGCAUCGUCUUACGGAGACGCAGAAGGAUUUGCUUUGCUCUACAAUAAAAAGAUAUCUUAUGGACACCAUUCAACUGGACUCGACGUGCAGGGACCUCUUGAACGAGGUCUUUAAGAUAACGCGGGAUGUAGCUGUGAUUGUUAAUGUGAUGAUUACAGCCUUCUGCCAGAUGACCUACAAUUGGAUGGAGCCCAAACCAAACGACCCGUUGGAUCGCCUGCUGAAUGCCCUUAGAUACUUUGAAGUGAUCAGAUCCAACCAACCCUCCUUCACACAGAGCUUCUUGUGUGCGCUGGAGAAGCGUCUCUUCCGGGUGACAAAGGAUAGAAUCCAACUGGACUGGGCCAUCACGUGCGUCAAACUCUACCUGGAGGUGGGCCGACUGCAUGCCAGCCAUUCGAAUCCGGAGACAUAUGAGAACCCGUCGCGCUUGCUGCUAGCAAAAAUACUGUAUAGAUACGACAGGGAUGUGACUCAGUUGGUGUACGAGGUGUUGUGCUUCCAUCCCACGGUGCUGCCGCACCGCGAGGUCCGGGAGUACAACAACUUCGAUCCCCUGAUUACUGUGAUCAAGCAUCUGCUAAUGUGCCGGAAUUACGAAGUGAGUGAUCCCAAAGGAUGCGAGCGAUUGCUGCUCUCCAAGCUGCGCUUCGCGUAUCACUUCCAGCCCUUUGAGCCCACCAAAGAACAGGUGCUGGAGAACCUGGUGGACAAGCUGAAGGCGGGCCGCCUGGACCAGCUGAGCUACGCCUUUGCGCUCUUCUGUCGUCGCAGCCCGCGGUUGGAUGUGGUGAACAAUGUGCUCGCCCAGCACCUGUUGCCGCUCGCCUCUAGCUACUGUGAUCUAAGUGCACAUACUGAUGCGUACGAUGUCCGACUCGAGGGUAUUCUGCAGUGUAUAUCGGUGGUGCUGAAGCCGCUGCCCCUGGACACGGACAUCUCCAGCUUUAUUGGGCUGUUCAAACGCCUGCUCGUGGCAGUGCCACGAGCAGCCGUUCAACAGGCAGCCGUUCAGGCCAUCUUGAGGCUGCAACGGUUCGGCUUCAAGCACGUUCUCGAUGCUCUCCAAAACUACAGACCCAACUACCAACUGACGCCACUGACACGCGCCAUGUUGCGCAGCUUUGUGCAGCGGCGUCGCGUCUACCAUAUCCAGAGGAGGCAUGCACAGAGCCAUGCCCAAGGAGCGGCCACAUGAGAUUCUCUUUGUAUGAAUUGCAACUAUUUAUUUAAAUUAUAUUGUAUAUUAUGUAUAGAUAUUUUGGAUUAAACUAAAUGCCAACUGCAACUGCAA